AUGGCUGGCGAGAGCUCGGGCGCGGUCGCCAAACUCCCAGGCGCCCUCACCUUGAUCAUCCAGUGCUUGCAGUCGGCACGCGACGUUGUCGUCUUCGUCCAGGCGCUGCCACCCGCUUCGCAGGACGCACCGCUCGUGGCAGCCAAGGAGCUGCUAACGCGACCAGGCCCGUUGGCGUACAUGUGGCCUGCGCUCCUUCUAGACGACAUCGACUGCGACGACGAUAGCAUCGUUGCGCUCUAUCAUGCGGCACUUCCAGCUCUCGUGUCUGUCUGCGCCAAGGAACUCGAUUUGUUUGGGCGCGUUAUGCGUCCUCGAGGCAACGUCAAUACGCCAGCGCAAGGCUUUAUCGAAUUUGUCUCGCAGUGGCCGCUCAAGAUGACGCACGUGGACAGUAGGUGGGUGCAAGAAGUCGGCAGUGUGGCCUUUUGCACCUUGCUGCGUCGCUGCACGCGCCUCGAGACCCUCGAAUUAAGCGCCGGUGAACACGCCCAAGACAUCGUCGCGGCCAUGACAACGCCAGUCCACCGCGUGCACACGCUUCUUCUAUCUGGGUCCAGCCCUGCGAUGAACUGGACUUCGCUGCUGCAGCCAUGGCUGUCGAGUGGCCAUGCUCGACACGUGUCGUUCAACAAGGUUCCGACAACCGACUGCAGCGGACUGGCGCACGCACUCGCAACGACGAAGUCCCUUCGGGGCCUCAGUAUUGUCACCAACGACGAUAUACUCUGCGAGCUUCUUGAGUGGAAGCUGCCUCUACACCACAUCACGGAGCUGAAGCUGGCGACUCCCAACGCCAAGGCUAUGCGUCAGCUCAUGCAGCUUGUCGACGUUACCAAGCUCACGUCCCUCGCACUGCAUUGUCAGUACGAGAUCUCGGACGUCCUCGGCCUCAUACCACGCAUGACGACCCUGCGCCAUCUCUCACUCCAGUGGGUCCACUUUGGGGUUACCGACACGUCGCAGUGGCCGGACCUUGAAAGCGUCGCAUUUGACGACAUCGACUGCGACGACGACGGCACCGUUGCGCUCUAUCAUGCGGCGCUCCCAACUCUCGCGUCGGUCCGCGCCGAAAAAGUCGAGCUGUUUCAGCGUUUUAUGCGUCCUCGAGCGAGCACGCCAGCGCAAGGCUUGAUCAACUUUAGCUCGCAGUGGCCGCUCAAGAUCACGCACGUGAAAGAGCGAUGGCUGGGCGCGAUCGGCGAUGCGGCCUACUGUAGCGUGCUGCGUCGCUGCACGCGGCUCGAGACGAUUGAAGUCGAUGCCACAGCAAACACCAGCGACAUCCUCGCCGCCAUCACGACACCCGCGCAUCGCGUGCAAUCGCUCUUCGUUACGGCGUCGGUCUGCGCUCGGGCGAUGAACUGGGCCUUGCUUCUGCAGCCAUGGCUCUCGAGUGGCCACGCUCGACAUGUGUCGUUCGAACAUAUUCGGACACCCGACUGCAACGCGCUGGCGCACGCACUGGCCACCACGAAAACGCUUCAAGGCCUCCGUAUUGGGGACAACGACGAACUACUCGGCGAGCUUCUUCGAUGGAACCUGCCCCUACACCACAUUACGGAGCUGGAAUUGACGAUGUCUUACUCCAUGAUGCAGCUCAUGCAGCUCAUAGACGUUGCCAAGCUCAUAUCUCUCACGCUCCAUUGCGACUACGAGAUCUCAGCGUUGGAGGUCGUUGGCCGCGUACCACGCAUGUCUGCACUGCGCCAUCUCUCGCUAUGCCGGGUCCACCUCAAUGAGGUCGACAUGUCGCAGUGGCCGCACCUCGAAAGCCUCUCUUUGACGCGGGUCAAGUUUACACACGCGGCUUUCGACGCAAUACUCGCUUACCUUAACAACGUGCAAGGCCUCCAGCGGUUGACAUUCGGGCGCGUGUCGGAUGGCCGCUUCGCUGCCUGGAGUCGCACGCUCGGCCGCUUGAUCAACAGCGGGCUUGUGGCAGUGCGAUUGACCGGCUGUUUCCUCGACGGCUACAACGCCGAGCGCCUUGCGUUUGCCUUGCGCCAACGGCGCACCGCGUCGCCACUGAGACUGGACCUUUGCUACGAUGAAUUUGGUUUUGAAGCUGUCCGUGUGCUCGUGGAAGCCCUUGCGGUCUGCACCAAUGUGAGCGUCCAAAUGGAACCCGGCAGAUAUGCGAUCUUCGAUUUAUACCACGACGCAGUUCGACCGUUUCUGGAGGCCGUUCGAACGACGCGUGGUCCAAACGUGGCAGAGAUCGCUGUGGUCUAUCACCUCGAGGCAAAUGCCAUGACAACGAUCUUUACGUAGCGCAAUGCAGUCGAUCGUCGCGUCACGUCAUUUUUCGAUAACACUGUACUAGAGCUGCCCGUACGUUCU
Saprolegnia parasitica CBS 223.65 is the source of this 2343-nucleotide messenger RNA. RefSeq lists its product as hypothetical. NCBI's taxonomy places the organism in Eukaryota, Oomycota, Saprolegniomycetes, Saprolegniales, Saprolegniaceae. Bases 1 to 2274 code for a protein of 757 amino acids. The transcript is spliced from 2 exons. The record is from RefSeq and is a predicted model, not a curated record. Gene Ontology annotation, cellular component: SCF ubiquitin ligase complex. Gene Ontology annotation, biological process: SCF-dependent proteasomal ubiquitin-dependent protein catabolic process.